AUGGCUGCCAAAUCUUCAAAAGACUCUCUGAACGCGGGCAAUCCUAACCAGACACUCUUUCUCAAGAAUCUUCCCGAGAAGAUCAACAAGAAUGAGCUGAAACGCGCCCUGUACAUGCUCUUCACCACGUACGGUCCCGUCCUCGACGUAGUCACAAAUCGCAUUGGAUCGAAAGGGCAGAGCAUGCGCGGACAGGCCCACGUCGUCUUCCGUGACAUUCAGACAAGUACACAAGCCAUGCGGGCUCUACAAGGAUUUGAUUUCUUCGGCAGGGAAAUGGUUAUCGUCUACGGGAAAGGCCAAUCGCAUAUCGUCCCGAAACUUCGAGGCACCUUUGAACCUCCUACAACUGCUGCAGGCGCUGCCUCCGAGAGCACCGCUUUACAGAAUUCUAUCUUCAAUGCUCCACCGUCUGGAAUUUCGACGAAGCCUGCCGAGACCGGGGCCAAACCCACUGGAACAACUCCCGAUGGCGCGCCACACGGCACGAAACGACCAAGAGAAGAGGAAGAGGAAGAAGAGAGCGAGGUUGAAAUGGAAGAAGACGAGGAUGAUGCUCCAAUGGAGGAAGAUGAGGAUGAUUAA
Messenger RNA from Fonsecaea nubica, 585 nucleotides. RefSeq lists its product as hypothetical. The record is from RefSeq and is a predicted model, not a curated record. The coding region runs from base 1 to 585 and encodes 194 amino acids. Gene Ontology annotation, cellular component: U12-type spliceosomal complex. NCBI's taxonomy places the organism in Eukaryota, Fungi, Ascomycota, Eurotiomycetes, Chaetothyriales, Herpotrichiellaceae. Gene Ontology annotation, molecular function: pre-mRNA intronic binding; U12 snRNA binding. Gene Ontology annotation, biological process: mRNA splicing, via spliceosome. The transcript is spliced from 3 exons.